Messenger RNA from Clarias gariepinus (North African catfish), 1814 nucleotides. It is a transcript of the gene tecrl2b, whose product is annotated as trans-2,3-enoyl-CoA reductase-like 2b. The transcript is spliced from 12 exons. The record is from RefSeq and is a predicted model, not a curated record. Gene Ontology annotation, biological process: very long-chain fatty acid biosynthetic process. Gene Ontology annotation, molecular function: oxidoreductase activity, acting on the CH-CH group of donors. The coding region runs from base 138 to 1166 and encodes 342 amino acids. Lineage: Eukaryota; Metazoa; Chordata; Actinopteri; Siluriformes; Clariidae.
UUCGUCACAAGCACGUCGACUUCAUACCAUCCCACGGAUCUGAUUCCUCUUCCCCCUCCGUUACCCCCCUGUUACCCCUCACACCUCCUCCCUCCCUCCCUCCCUCCUCAGCUCGGUGCUCGGUUCCUGUGUGCAGCAUGGACGGCAUACAGUUAAGGGAUUUAUUCACCGUCGCUCAGUUUAUUAAAGCCAGAUGUGAUCACGGCCUAAAAGCUGGAGAAGUGCAAAAGGUCAAAAACUAUGUUUUUUUCGAGGUGGAGGUUCUGGACCCCAAAACCAGGACACAGCUCUGCUACCUGGACAAGGUGGAACCGAGCGCCACCAUCGCAGAGAUCAAGAUCCAGCUGCACAAACUAUAUCCGCGGUGGUAUCCAGCGAGACAGGCUCUGAAACUCCAUCCUGAGGGAAAAGCCCUGAGAGAUGAAGACGUUCUGGAGGAUCUGCCCGUGGGGACGACGGCCACCAUGUUCCUGCAGGACCUCGGGCCUCAGCUAGGCUGGACCAUGGUCUUUCUGUCAGAGAGCAUCGGGCCACUUUUUAUUUAUCUGCUGUUUUACUGUCGGUUGCCGUUUAUCUACAGUCACGAGUACGAUUACACACGAAGUUCUCACACCGCCGUCAGAUUGGCGUGUGUGUGUCACACUCUGCACUAUAUAAAGCGAUUAGUGGAGACGAUAUUCAUCCACCGGUUUUCACACGGGACUCUGCCGCUUCACACCAUAGCGCUGAACUGUUUAUAUUACUGGGGGUUUGCAGCGUGGUUAGCGUACUACAUCAACCAUCCUCUCUACACCGCGCCCAUGUACGGAAAAAUUCAGAUCUACACGGCGCUCCUGACGUUCCUGAUCUGUGAGUCUGGAAACAUCUCCAUUCACCUCGCCCUCAAUCACCUCAGCUGUAACGGAUCGAGGCCAAUGCAGAUUCCAUACCCGAGUAAAAAUCCCUUCACCUGGUUGUUUUUCUUUGUCUCCUGCCCAAACUACACAUACGAGGUGGGUUCCUGGAUCAGCCUCUCAGUGAUGACGCAGUGUGUUCCAGUGGCUGUGUUCACGCUGAUCGGGUUUGUACAGAUGACCAUCUGGGCUCGAGACAAACACAGAACCUACAGGCAGGAGUUCCCCGAGUACCCCGAGCUCAGGAGCGCCAUCAUUCCACUCUUCCUCUAGUGAUUUGGGACACAGCGCACAAACAACCCUUUUAUAGCCUUGUUUAAUUUACACACACACACACACACACACACACACACACACACAUGCAGGACAGAGAGAAACAUUUAGCAGUGAAAUCUGAUUCUGCGCUAAAAGCGUGAAAUUCUGUAAAAAGCUCCGUCCUGAAUUCCCUCAUGAGUGUCUCAGUGAGAGAGAAACGAGAGACAAGAGACGAGAGCAUUUGGGACGCGACCUGACGUCACUGUGAUCGAAACUUUAAACCACCAAAAGAUGAAUGUUUACUAGAAUUUCUCUAUUUAUUGUAAUAAAAUUCAAUAUAAAUAUUUUUUUUUAAAUCUGAAUCCUGUAAACAGCUGCUCGAUCUGUAACAGCUGGAAAAUAAAAAGAUUAAAAGUUUCUGAGAGUUCGUUUUUUUUUCCAUUACAGGUGUGUGUUGUGUUCAGGAGAAGAAUUUACACAUUUCAUUAAUUAUAAUCAGGAAGUAAAAAUGUGAAAAUAAAUAUUUUAUAUAUAUUAAAACUCCUUGAAAAAAUAUAUAUUAAUAAGAGCUUUAUUCUGGCUUAAUAGCUGCAGCAAUUAUGUGUGUCUGUGUGUGUGUGUGUGUGUGUGUGUGUGUGUGUGUGUGUGUGUGUGUGUGUGUGUGUG